GCUGCUGAGGGCUGACUGUAAGAUGGCGCUCUCUGAGAUUUAGAAGGAAAGAAAACACAAUAAAAAGGCCGGUGGGCGGAGAGCGGAGCCGGCGGAGGUCGGGUACGAGCGGGAUCGGCACCGCGCAUCCACCGCCGCGGGCUGAGGGAAGAGUGAGAGGAAUGCUCCAAAAAGGCAAUGACCAGAGUUGUGUGUCAGGAAUCCAGGGAAACUGUAACCAUGAAUAACUCAUUGGAUAACACUAUGUCAUUUGAGGAAUACAUUCGAUUGAAAGCACGUACUAUCCCCCAGCACCGAAUGAAAGAAUUUCUGGAGUCACUAGCUGCAAAAGGACCUGAAGCCUUACAAGAAUUCCAGCAGGCCACCAUGACUGUUUACCAACAAGGCGGAAACUGCAUCUACACAGACAGCACUGAGGUAGCUGGCUCCCUGCUUGAACUUGCAUGUCCUGUAACAUCAACUGUACAACAGCAGGAGCACCAGAUCCAGCAACAGGCACAGCAAAUCCAGGUUCAGGUUCAGGUGCAGCAAUCGCCACAGCACGUCUCCACUCAGCAGCUGUCUCCCCAGCUCCAUCCAUCACCUGAUCAGAUUCAGGUACAGGUGCAGUCACAGCCAGUUACUGCCCAGCAGCAACAGUCUUCACAGCAGAUUCAGGCCAUGCAUAGUCCUACCACAGCUCAGCAGCUUCAGGCCACUCAGAUCUCUGUGCAACACAUUCAGCCUUCCCAGCAAAUGCAAACGUCAGAAAUCUCUGAUGAACACAUUCAGCAGCAACAGAUCCAAGCUCAGCUUGUCUCUGGCCAAACUCAGCAGAUUCAGAUUCAAACAGUGAGCACCCUCUCUCCCACUCAACAACAAGGGUCUCCCCGUGAAGGGGAACGGAGGUCCAGUACUUCAAAUGUACUCCAACCAGUCAAGAAACGCAAGGUUGACAUGCCAAUCACUGUUUCAUACACAAUUACUGGGCAGCCUGUAGCCACAGUGCUGGCUAUUCCACAAGGGCAGCAACAAGGCUAUGUGUCUCUAAGACCUGACCUUUUGACAGUGGACAGUGCUCACCUCUAUACAACAGCAGCUGGUACAAUCACCAGCCCUAGUGGGGAGACGUGGGCCAUCCCUGUGUAUUCCACACAACCUCGUACUGAUAUGCAACAACAGACUGCCACACAUGUAACCAUCCCUCAGGAGGCCUACAACGUUGUGCAAGUAGGUUCACCUACUGCUGUAGCAGCUGUGAAGUUGGAGGACGAUAAGGAUAAAUUGGUGACCUCUGGAUCUGUGAUGAAGAAUUCUCACGAAGAGGUGGUUCAUACGCUGGCCAAUACCAUCUUUCCAGCACAGUUCAUGAACGGCAACAUCCAUAUUCCAGUGGCAGUACAAGCAGUGGGAGGACCGUACCAGACACAAACGCAAUCAGUGCAGCUCUGGGAUCCCCAGCAGCAGCAUCAGCCACAACAGCUACAGGCUCAAUCAGUGCAGGUUGCUGAGGUGGAAUCUCAACCACCUCCGCCUCCAGAAGUGCUUUUGCCAAACACCUUGAAACCAGAGGAAGGCCUUGGUGUCUGGAAAAGUUGGGCAGAGACCAAGAAUGCAGAGUUUGAGAAGGACUCUGAGAACAGGCCAGCUCCAAUUGGUAGGCGUCAGCCAUUGCGCUUCCAGGAAGAUCUUCUAUCAUCAGCAGUGGCAGAACUAAAUUACGGUCUGUGUCUCAUGCUAAAAGAAGCUCGCAAUGCAGAGGGUGAGGCAUACAACCCGGACAUGGUGUAUUAUAUAUGUCUCUGCAUACAAAAGUACCUAUUUGAAAAUGGCAGGGUAGAUGAUAUAUUUUCAGAUAUCUACUAUACAAAGUUCACUGAGAAAUUACAAGAGGUGUUGAAGGAUUGGCAACCUCAGAUCAGCUCUUUGGGUUACCUGAUCCCCAGCCACAUCACAGAGGAGAUGCUGUGGGAAUGCAAGCAGCUUGGUGCUCAUUCACCUUCCACCCUCCUUACAACUCUUAUGUUCUUCAACACCAAGUACUUCCUAUUGAAGAGUGUAGAACAACACAUGAAACUAGCAUUCUCAAAAGUAGUUCGACAGACAAAGAAAAGCCCUGUGAAUCCCAAGGAUAAAAGCACAAGUAUUCGCUAUUUGAAGGCAUUGGGCCUGCAUCAAACAGGGCAGAAAGUUACCGAUGAUAUGUAUGCGGAGCAGUCUGAGAACCCAGAGAAUCCGCUGCGGUGUCCCAUCAAACUCUAUGACUUCUACCUCUUUAAAUGUCCCCAGAGUGUGAAGGGCAGGAACGACACCUUUUACCUGACACCUGAGCCUGUGGUGGCACCAAACAGCCCAAUCUGGUACUCCACUCAGCCAAUCAGCAAAGAGCACAUGGAACAAAUGUUGACUCGGAUUCUGACAGUGCGAGAGAUCCAGGAAGCUUUUGCCAUAGCUGCUGCGAACCUUCACUAAAGCCUGGCUCGAAACAGAGGGGAAAGGAAUGCACCUUGUGCACUACGAGCAACCCAGAGAUCGCUCAGCCACAUAUCAGUGCAGCUUCAACAAAGUCUUCGGAGGUUUCAGAAAAGUGUCAUCAGAUGUAUAUCUGUGGAUAAUAUAGUAUAAUCGGGUUUCGCUACCAGAUACGAGGAGUCUGGCAACUAUUCUCAAGUGGGCGAUUUGAUUUUUAUUUUGUUUUGAACCUGUAGCAGCGUUUUUUUUUGUUUUGGAGGCAGAAAGGCCUGUUGACAUUUGGAAACCCCUGUCAUGAACUCCAACACACGGACUGCUGAAACCCUCAGGGUGAACUCAUCAUGUAAUUGGUGUGAGACAGACCUGUAGUAAUCUUUAUGCCAAUUGCUGGCUUAAACUGGGCCUCCACUGAAGAGAAUUUAACAUGAAAGGGAGAAUGAAAAGCUGAUGAAGGUUUAUAAAAUUAAAAAGUUUUUCAAUACUUAAAAAAAAAUGAUGUUUUUAGACAGUGACUAGAACUGAAGACUUUUCACACACCUGGCCUUGUGCAGAGGCCUCUACUCCAGGCAAAGUGCACAGAGAAAUUAUUGUAAUAUACUCGUGUACCAUUAUAAAGAGACCUUUCUGUUUCUCUGUAUUUCUGUUCUAAUAGUCUGUACAAAACAGCAAGCAACUCUUUCAGCCUAGGAUUAUGCAAAGAGAUGUCAUUGUGACAAAAUGAAGUAAACACCCUGGGGAAUAGGGAGGGACCACCUUGCACUUGCUCAUUUCCUGUGUACAGCGCUCAUCACUUUGAAAGGCUGGUGGUGUGCCGUUUGGUAUACGUAUGUUAAUCGUUAAAAUUCUUAGUGAAAUGAAGUUACCAAUCAGGUCGAAUCAUUUCAAUUACUUUCUGAUCAUCAAUUUCAGUCUGCUGGUUGCUUCUCCUCAUUACUGCCAUGGUUAGGCUAAGGCAUUAUUGAUAUGAGGAUGUUGUAACAUUAUGACUUAGUAAUUUGGCAUUAAUCCUAGUACUGUAUUUAUUGUGAUAUUUAAAUAUCACAGUUGUGGUGUAAAGAUACAGUAACUUUAUUUUGGAAAAAAAAUUGAUUUUAUACUUUUUUUGCUAGAAAGAUGAUUUGUUAUUACUAUAAUGCAAUAUUUGGCAUGUCACAUGGUCCAAAAUUUGCAGUGUUUCCCAAUUCUAUGCAGGGUUAUAGAAGUUGAAUUACAAUCUACACCUGCCUGUACUGUGAAGCUGAUAUUGAUGAACAUAACCCAUAAUGUAGGAGACAAACUGUCAUAAUGUUCUCUAGUGGUUUUGGAUUAACACUAGGCUUAGCUGAUCUAGUUUUAGGCAUUGAGUAUUUUGGAAAUGCAGAAUGUUCUAUGAUCCAUGUUUUGGUUUGUGUUCAGAAAAACAGACUUUAGACUGAAUGCUUUGGUACAGAGCUGAAAUUUGUUUCUCUUAGUUGCGUUUUGUUCUUUGUAUGACUGCAUGCUCAGAUUCUAGCAGAAGGUGAGUUUUGUUAGUCAAAUAAGGGGGCAAUUUGUUGAACUUUUUAAGAUUUCACCCUAAAGUUUGGUCAUCCAUAGUUAAUUGUCCAGUAGCGCCUCCUGUUGAUUAGUUUGGGUAUGUGUAUCAGAUUGGGUGCUCUGAGAGAGGUUGAGGUGCCCCUGCUGAUUCAUCCUCAAUCUGGCAAUCUGAGUGCCUUCUGACCCUUAGUAUCUAUAUUAUUAAAGUGAUGGAUGGUGUGACAAUCAGGGAGUCGAGAUCUACAAGCCUAGUGUACUUGCUACCGGGAGAUGUGAGCAUAGCCCCAGUAGAGCACGGACGUGUGACUAGCAACCCUGCUUGGAUCUGUGGAACUCAUUUCCAAUGUACUGUUACAGCUGUUUCUUUCACCUGCCUCCCCUCCCCAUUCCCCAAUGACUAAAUUGAUGCUGUUAAUUCACAGCAAUGUAAUUUUCAUUCACAUUUUGUGAAAGUGAGUCUUUAAAUCAAAUAUAAGAAUUUUUUUAGAAAAUGGUGCUUUUGGUUUUAAAAAGAAUUAUGGUUUUGCAUAUUGGAUUCUGGAGGAUGACAGAAAACCUGUUGAAACUAUUUUUAAAUGGAGGUUUCUUUUGGUAAAGGAGCUGCUCUGUAACAACACAUUCCCUGAGCGAUCAGCCCUGACUGGGAACAAAGCAUGGCUGCUUAUAUCUGACUCUUCUGUAUAAAUGUUUGCAUUGCAGGUAAUUUUUAUUCUGGAUUUAUUCAGCUUUGUAUGGAAAGUCUGGCACCAUUGAGAUUGUGAUGUGUGCGAUAUUAAAAGGGUUGCGUUAAAGUUAGUAACAUCAGUUGUAAUGAAAGUGGACUUGGAAACGAAGAAAUGAGACAAUCAGUUCCAUUGUCGCAGUUAUUCUGAUUGUUAUAUGCCAGUAUCUAUUAGCAACUUGAUCAAUUUACUCAGUACACCACCUGCUUAUACUUAAUAGUAUCAAAGCCCAGUAACUGAAAUGCAAAUAUCCACUGUACAUUUCCAUUUAGUUCAGUGGGAGGACUGCAACUGACUGACUUUGUUCACUUGCUAGCAUAGCUCCAGACACACACAUUCAGCCCGUAUGUAAUCUUAUAUUUUGGCUUGUUUAAAAUCUUGUCUACUUAAAAGAAUCGUGAUCCUAAGGAACUUUGACUAUCUAAAGUAGCUUUUUUUUUUCAGUUUUAGUUAUUCAUAUUGUAUUCAGUGAGAAAGUACAGUAGGGUCUUGAGGCUUUCAGCAUUUUUAACUCUAUUGCACCCCAGUUUCGAUCUAUUGAUCUGUGAUGAAGUGAGCUGAGCCCGCUGCUCCUAGAGCAGCUUUCAAAGCACAAAUUAAAGUUACAUUAUAUUUA
Molecule: messenger RNA, 5304 nt
Organism: Carcharodon carcharias (great white shark)
Lineage: Eukaryota; Metazoa; Chordata; Chondrichthyes; Lamniformes; Lamnidae
Product: glutamine-rich protein 1-like
Exons: 11
Coding region: 178-2451 (757 amino acids)
Source: RefSeq, a predicted model, not a curated record